Messenger RNA from Vespa crabro (European hornet), 4350 nucleotides. RefSeq names its product transcription factor Sp3-like. The transcript has 11 exons. The record is from RefSeq and is a predicted model, not a curated record. Gene Ontology annotation, molecular function: DNA-binding transcription factor activity, RNA polymerase II-specific; RNA polymerase II cis-regulatory region sequence-specific DNA binding. The coding region runs from base 1716 to 4268 and encodes 850 amino acids. Gene Ontology annotation, biological process: regulation of transcription by RNA polymerase II. Lineage: Eukaryota; Metazoa; Arthropoda; Insecta; Hymenoptera; Vespidae.
GAGAGAGAGAGAGAGAGAGAAAGAAAGAGAGGGGCUGUGUUCCUUAGAACGAGCCUCGUGAUCCGCUUAGUUGCGGCCUCCAGAAUAGGGUGAGGAGGGAUGAGAUGGAGGGGAGAGGAGGAUUCACGGGACAAAAAGAGGGGAAGUAAGGCCAGAGUGAAAGUAGGAGGUGGUUUAGCCCCUCGGUUGGGGUGGGCGUCCGACGGUUAGCGCGUACGCCCCUGCGUAACGAGUUUCGGUCGUGGAGCGACGCGUUCGACCAAUCGGAGCCACCAUCGGUCGUCCUCGGGUACGGUGAACGGUGCUGCUUGCGCGCCGCCCCACCGAUGAAAGUAGUCCUCUUUCGGAGCUGGAUUCGUGGCCUUGUUUCCGUGAACGCGAGGGACGAACGAAACGGCGCGUCCCACGUAUUUGACGCGUGCCCUGCGCGCACACUUACACGAACAAUUCUCUUAUGCGGAUGAACACUCACACAUAUGCAAACGCGUCCUCCCGUCCGCGCCUACCAACGAAGUCACGUUGCGAAUCGCGCUUGAUCCCGAACGAUCAUCAUCCUCCUCACGCGAUUGUGUUUUCUUUCUUCGUAUAAAUGUCGUGAAUGUUGUCGCUAGAUACGACCGGUGGCAGUGGCGGUGGCGACGGCGACGGCGACGGUGGCGGCGGCGGCGUGCUCGCUCGAGUGUGCUUCGGACCUCCUUGCACUCUCAGCUUCGUCAAACUCGUUGCUAAUUUUGGCGGCAAUUUCGAAUACAAUUAUUUAUCGGCGAUUAUUUCCUUAUCGACAUAAUAAUUGAAGUAACAAUCUUAAUGAGAACAUAAGUACGAGCGUAUUUUAAUCGAAAAGGAACGUAAUAGAAAAGCGUAGUGAUGUGGCGAGUGCUGGUGUAGUAGUAGUAUUAGUGUAGUGUAGUAGUGCUGAGAGAGUAGUGUAGUGUAAUAGUGUGAGCACUGGUGUGAGAGCCCCGAAGAAGGGACUACACUAGUAAACUUGUGGGCGCGUUUAUAAAACUGUUACAAGUAACGAGAUCUCAUACCAUACAGAAAAUAAUGCUACCUGCUCGAUCUACCUGUAACGACUGCAUUCGUGUAUAGCGCGUAAGAACAUUUAUGAGAGUUCGGAUCGGAUACGAUUGUGAAGAAUUACUUUAACGGGAAAUAAUCGUACGAUGACGAUUGUUUCGCGGUAACGACGGCAAAGGAACGCGCGUUGAAGUUAGAAUUCAUAAGAGAAGAAAAGUAAAUUUCGCUUGAUAUAUCGUGCGGAAGGAGGGCAGAGGGAAAGUUAGAGCGGGGAAGCAGAGUGGACGGCCAGCGGCUGCGGAGGAGGAGGAGGUGGUGGCGGUGGAGGAGGUGGCGGCGGAGGAGGCGGCGGUGGCGGCGGUAUCGUUUCACAGAGCGAGAGCACGUGUUGGCCGGAGAAUUAGGUGGAGUCCCAUGUGCAAAGUGGGUGGAGGCUGCCGCAUCGCGAGGCUGCCUUCCGCGCGUUAUAUCGCAGAACGAAACCUCCGUGGAAUACUGCGUGAAAGGGAUAUCCAUUUUCAGGGAGCGCACUGACAGAGAAUAGUGCUUCUGCUUGCUGUCGUUAUCAAAAUAAUAACUCCCAUCGCGGGAGAAUGCUGAAAGAUGAAAUCCUAGCAUAAAAACUGUUGGCGCUAAAUUGACAUUAACGUUAAUACCAAUUUAUUUGCAAGAAAUAGAAAAUAAAUAUUUCCAUCAUGAAGCGCAGUGUUGAUGGGAGAAAUAUCACUCAAGAAGAGAUUGAUGAGCAUGAUCCUUUACAAACACAAUCUUCUCAACAACAAGAUGAAGCUGAACAGCAGCAAUUAGAUCAACAACAGCAAACGGCUCAACCACAAAUUAGAUUUUUAAGUACGAAUAUGUUACAACAAUUACAGCAACAACAACAACAAGAUGUUCAGCAGCAAGCGCAGCAGCAACAACAGCAACCGCAAGUUAUUACUUUACAACAACUGCAAAAUUUUGUGCCUUUACAAGCCCAACAAGCCCAACAUGAUCAACAAAGGACACAAGCAAUUUCUGUACAAUCUUUGCCCCAACAGUUUUUACAGAGUGCUCAAAUACUUGGUACUCAAGCUCAAGCAGCGCUUCAGCAACAGCAACAGCAAGCCCAACAUCAGGCACAACAGCAAACGCCACAGCCACAACAGCAACAACAGCAACAACUUAGUUACAAUGUUAUACCACAAAUGCAGACUGUAAAUAUUGAUGGCCAAGAAGCUUUGUUCAUUCCAUGUUCUGCAAUGUCAGGUGCUGGUGCUCAUCAUCAAACACAGCCUACAAUGCAAUUUGCUACUGCUAAUGGGCAGCAAGUACAACUUGCCAGUCAACAAGUGCAAUUGGCUAAUGGUCAGACUAUUAUAACUCCACAACCUGUCAGUCUCAUAAGAGCUCCUGGCGUAUUUCCUGCUUCUAUUAUUCAAAAUAUUGCUGGACAGACAGUUCAAUUGCCUACAGGACAAAGCGUUCAAGUAAGGCCAUUACAAUUUCCUAUGCAACAUGUUCAGCAAACUGUGCCUGUUCAAGUUCCAGUCACUGCCAGUAAUGGACAAACUGUUUAUCAAACUGUGCACUUUCCUGUUCAAGCUUUGUUAAGUGUCUUUAAUAUGCCAGCUACACAAAUGAUACCACAAAUUACCCAACAAAUUCCUCAAGUGGCUCAAAUUAUUACACCCAAUGGACAGAUUCAACAAGUUCAAAUUGCAAAUUUACCACAACUUCAAAGCUUACAAAGUCAGCAGGUAACACAAAUGGCUCAACAAGUUGCUCAACAGCAAGCACAACAACAGGUUGUACAACAGCAAGCAGCACAACAACAAGUUGUACAAUCAGUACAGCAGCAACAACAAGCUGUACAAGCGCAAGUUCAGCAGCAACAACAGCAGCAGCAACAACAACAGGUACAACAAGUUGUACAAGUAAUACAACAGCAACAGCAGCAGCAGCAACAACAGCAGCAGCAGCAACAGCAGCAACAACAACAACAGCAAGUUCAACAAGUCCAACAAUCGUCCACACCAGCUUCUACGGUAGCAACUUGGAGUACAACUGUUACAACUCCAAGUAAUGUUCAGGUACUUGGUAUUGGUUCACUUGCAAGACCUAUGCCAGCAAACAGUAGUGUAAUUACUACAAAGGAUGGACAGAAGAUUGACGUUCAGACAUUAACUGCUUUAGCAAGACCACCUGAAACAGUUGAAGGUGAUAUAAAAUUAACAAAUAUAGAUGCAAGUCAAUUGGCUAAUCAAAUUAUACAUAUUCCAACUGCACAAUCUGCGCAAACUACAGUUCAACCAAACACGAUAACAGGUGCGCAAGGUCAACAGCUUACUUUAAUUCCUGCGUCUGCUCUAGCAAAUUUAACCGCUCAACAAGGAAAUAUGAUGAGAAGCGUUGGUAGUGGGAGUAUAAUGCAAUUACAACCUGCUGCUGGAAUGAAUACUACAAAUGGUUUUCUUCAGUCCAUACCUGUACAAAAUAUUCCAGGUUUAGGAAGUGUCCAAGUAAUACCUGCAAGCGCGUUGCAACCUGCUACUGUGCAAGCUUUACCUACUGCUGCUGCAGCACCUAUUGUUGCUGCUCCAACUGUACAACUAGACUCAAGCGAUCCAACUAAAUGGCAAAUCCUACAAACAUUGCAUCCAAAUGGAACGAUCACAACACCAACUCCGACAUCACAUCAACAUCAAAUAACAACUGCAACAAAUUCAACUGUAGACACAGAUUCUAAUAAACAGCAUCGAAGAAGAGUAGCCUGUACAUGUCCUAAUUGUGGUGAUGGUGAUAGAAAUAGGGACAUGACUCGAAAACGUCAACAUGUUUGUCACAUUGCCGGUUGUAAUAAAGUUUAUGGAAAAACAAGUCAUCUUCGGGCUCAUUUAAGAUGGCACACAGGAGAACGACCAUUUGUUUGCAGUUGGAUAUUCUGUGGAAAAAAAUUUACAAGAUCAGACGAAUUACAACGGCAUCGUAGGACACAUACUGGAGAGAAACGAUUCCAGUGUCCUGAGUGCACGAAAAAGUUCAUGCGAUCAGAUCAUCUGACAAAGCAUAUUAAAACACAUACAAAAAUUCGUAGUACGGAAGCUGCUACCUCCACUCAGGAAGGUUCAUCUGAUAGCCAGUCUUCCGCAGAAGAAAAAAUAAUAAUAGCACUUCAUAAAACAGAAACAGAACAGACAGGAAUUAUUUUAUCAGAACCAAUGGAUGAUAUAAAAAGUGAUUCGAUCAAACAUAUAACAAACGAAUAAUGUAUUAAUUUUGUUGCAUUUGAGCUUUUCUAACAAAGCUUAAAAGAAAGUCAACUAAACAGAUAUUGUAUAUAUAUAUAGU